This is a messenger RNA of Umbelopsis ramanniana AG, 1458 nucleotides long. RefSeq lists its product as uncharacterized. The transcript is spliced from 3 exons. Gene Ontology annotation, molecular function: xenobiotic transmembrane transporter activity; antiporter activity. Gene Ontology annotation, cellular component: membrane. NCBI's taxonomy places the organism in Eukaryota, Fungi, Mucoromycota, Umbelopsidomycetes, Umbelopsidales, Umbelopsidaceae. Gene Ontology annotation, biological process: xenobiotic detoxification by transmembrane export across the plasma membrane. The record is from RefSeq and is a predicted model, not a curated record. The coding region runs from base 1 to 1458 and encodes 485 amino acids.
AUGCAAGAAACUCAUACACAGAAUGAUAACCAGUACUUGGAAGAACACCUUGAAGAGACCACUCCUCUCUUACAAAAAGCAAAACCCAAUGACAUAUCGUACACAGCUGAAAUAUGGGUAUUAUGCAAAACAUCAAUCCCUGUUAUAUUUGCCUAUAUGCUACAAAACAGUCUGCAAACCGCUUGUGUAUUGAUUGUUGGACGUAUGGGUGCCGAAGAGCUUGCUGCUUCAGCAUUUGCCUUUAUGUUUGCAAUGGUAACCGCUUGGGUCAUGGCACUCGGAGGAAGUACAGCUUUAGAUACCCUAUGCUCUCAAGCAUGGACUGGAUCAGAUAACCCACACGACAUUGGUGUUUUGCUUCAAAGAGCAUACAUUCUGCUUGGGUUAAUGUUUAUUCCUAUUGGUUUCUUAUGGUGGAAUGUCGAACAAGUGCUUCUCUACUUAGGACAAGAGCCUGAAUUAAGUCGCAUGUCUGCUCUGUUCCUGCGCUAUCUCCUUAUUGGAGCCCCUGGUUAUAUUCUAUUCGAAGCAACCAAGAAGUUUUUGCAAGCACAAGGUAUCAUGCAUGCUGGCACUUAUGUUCUUUUCAUUGCGUCGCCUGUCAAUAUGGUACUCAAUUACCUAUUGGUUUGGAAUGAGUCGUUUGGUCUUGGAUUUAUCGGUGCUCCUAUCGCCACCUCCAUCACGUACUGGCUCAUGUUUGCUCUCCUAGUCCUAUAUAUUUGGCGAGUCGAAGGCUCCGCUGGCUGGGGCGGUUUUUCAAGACUGGCCUUCCAUAACCUUGGCGACUUUAUGAAACUGGCAUCGACUGGUAUUCUCAUGGUUGGAACCGAAUGGUGGGCAUUCGAGAUUGUAGCCCUAGCCGCAGGACGACUAGGCACCGUUGCUCUGGCUUCGCAAAGUGUCAUCAUGACAACCGAUCAAGUUUUGAACACCAUUCCAUUUGGUAUUUCUAUUGCCACCAGUAACCGCAUUGGCAACUUGCUUGGCAGUGGAAAUGCUCGCGGGGCCAGAAAUUCUGCCAAUCUUAGCGCAGCCUUGGCAGCAAGUAUUGGCAUCGUUGUCAUGACCCUCAUGAUGAUAUUCCGCAAGCAAUUUGGUUACUUGUUCUCGGACGAAGAAAAUGUAGUAACGCUGACUAGCGAAGUCAUGCCUUGGGUAGCGGCUUUCCAGAUCGCUGAUGGCGUGGCUGGAAGUUGCGGUGGAUCUCUGCGUGGUAUGGGUAACCAACACCUAGGGGCUGUGGUGAAUUUAGUAAGCUACUAUAUCAUUGCGUUACCUCUCGGCAUUUAUCUUGCAUUCCGCCAAGACUAUGGUCUUGCAGGACUGUGGGUUGGUCAGUGUGUUGCACUCUUCCUCGUCGGCAUUUUGGAAUGGACGAUCAUCGCCGUCUGCGACUACGAGAAAGAGGUCAAGAAAUGCUUUGAUCGCAUAAGAAACGAAGAACAUCAUAAAUAG